Messenger RNA from Vigna umbellata (rice bean), 703 nucleotides. The record is from RefSeq and is a predicted model, not a curated record. Lineage: Eukaryota; Viridiplantae; Streptophyta; Magnoliopsida; Fabales; Fabaceae.
AUGAUAAAGCGAAUGGAGAAUUAUAUUGAAGAGCAGGAGGUGCGGUGGAGGUUAAUGGAGUUUGAAGAAAGGCAUCAGGCCUUGAUGAAGCAGAUGGAGGAUCACAUCGCGGAACAAGAAAGGGUUGUGAAGCAUUGUAAGGAGAGUUUCUCCCAUUUGGCUGCUUUAGCAAAUGGGGCAAUUAAGGAUAUUCCCAAAAUGGUGUUGGAUGCUGAAGCGAGUACUCACUUUUGUAGCCCGCCUGAAGAGAUAAAGCUUUUUAUUAAUCAUUGUAAAUGGCUAGGGAAGCUGGGUGUCAUUUCUCAACCUCGAGCUUUCCUCUCUUUGUUGAACCCUGGACAUUUCUUCUCUGUCGAACCAUCACGCUUUACUUUCUCUUUCGAACCAUCUUCGGUCUCAGUUCGGUGUCCUCCUGUGGAGCCAUCUUCGGUGUGGGUGUUGGUCUUUGGAGUCGUCUUCGGUGUGGGUGUAGAUCGUGCUUUGGUUCUUCGUCGCCUCUCUCUGUCUAUUAUUGUGACCUUCAUCAAUCCUUCAUCAAGCACUGUGGUUGGGGCUCAUUGUUGGGUGCGGUGUCGUAGUUCGGCGUUGAGUAGCUUAAUCGGGCUUAAUCUCGCACUCUUCCAGUUGCAGAGGAACCCUAGGACUGUUGUUCUCGCACUCCGAUUUUGGAUCGCCGUCAUUCAGUCUCAGUAACUGUGGUAAG